Molossus molossus (Pallas's mastiff bat) is the source of this 2477-nucleotide messenger RNA. RefSeq names its product S-phase kinase associated protein 2 (gene SKP2). Bases 152 to 1426 code for a protein of 424 amino acids. Gene Ontology annotation, molecular function: protein binding. The transcript is spliced from 11 exons. The record is from RefSeq and is a predicted model, not a curated record. NCBI's taxonomy places the organism in Eukaryota, Metazoa, Chordata, Mammalia, Chiroptera, Molossidae.
GCCCCGCGCGCGCGGGGGAUGGAACGUUGCUAGAGUUGGCGGGUCUGGCCGCUUGUGGCCCGAGCCUUAGGCUUUGGACCGCCGCGCUCCAAAGCGGGAAUCCGGGAGGCGGGCAAGUCUACAAUUUAUCAUCCCGGAAUCAGUGGACGCCAUGCACCGGAAACACCUCCAGGAGAUUCCAGACCAGACUAGCAACGUUACCACCAGCUUCACCUGGGGAUGGGAUUCUAGCAAGACUUCGGAACUACUGUCAGGCAUGGGGGUCUCCGCCCUGGAGAAGGAGGAGGUGGACAGUGAGAACAUUCCCCAGGAGCUGCUCUCAAACAUGGGUCACCCACAGAGCCCCCCACGAAAAAGACUGAAGAGUAAAGGGAAUGACAAGGACUUUGUGAUCAUCCGCAGACCCAAGCUUAAUCGAGAGAACUUUCCAGGUGUUUCGUGGGACUCCCUUCCGGACGAGCUGCUCCUGGGCAUCUUCUCCUGCCUGUGCCUCCCGGAGCUCCUCCACGUCUCCAGCGUCUGUAAGCGGUGGUACCACCUAGCGUUCGACGAAUCCCUGUGGCAGACCUUAGACCUCACAGGCAGAAACCUGCACCCCGAUGUGAUUGGGCGGCUGCUAUCUCGAGGGGUGGUUGCCUUCUGCUGCCCACGCUCAUUUGUGGACCAACCAUUAGUUGAGCAUUUCAGCCCUUUCCGCAUACAGCACAUGGACCUGUCGCACUCGGUCAUGGAUGUGUCGACCCUCCACGGCAUCCUGUCCCUGUGCUCCAAGCUGCAGAAUCUGAGCCUGGAAGGCCUACAGCUUUCAGAUCCCAUUGUCAAUAACCUUGCACAGAACUCAAAUCUAGUGCGACUAAACCUUUCUGGGUGCUCUGGCUUCUCCGAAUCGGCCCUGAAGACUUUGCUGAGUAGCUGUUCCAGACUGGAUGAGCUGAACCUCUCCUGGUGCUUUGACUUCACUGAAAAGCAUGUGCAAGUGGCUGUCGCGCACAUAUCAGAGACUGUGACCCAGCUGAAUCUCAGCGGCUACCGGAAGAACCUCCAGAGGUCAGAUCUCUCUACCUUAAUUGGAAGAUGCCCCAAUCUUGUCCACCUAGACUUAAGCGACAGUGUCAUGCUGAAUCACGACUGCUUUCCAGAAUUCUUCCAGCUCAACUACCUCCAACACCUGUCGCUCAGUCGGUGCUACGAUAUAAUACCUGAAACUUUACUUGAACUUGGAGAAAUUCCUACACUAAAAACACUACAAGUUUUUGGAAUCGUGCCAGAGAAUACCCUUCAGCUGUUAAAGGAAGCCCUUCCUCACCUCCAGAUCAAUUGUUCCCAUUUUACCACCAUCGCCAGGCCUACUGUUGGCACCAAAAGCCACCCAGAGAUAUGGGGUAUCAGAUGCAAGCUAACACUGCAAAAGCCCAGUUGCCUAUGAUGUACACAUGGCAAGACGGUGUCUCCUUUUUUCUUGGGAUCAGGGAAAAUGGGCAGGAAGUCCAGUUGCUGGAGCACUCGGCUAUUUUUAUUCUUGGUUUUCCCUUUGCCUUCAUUCUGCAAGUAUAUUAGAGAAGCAUUGAGAAAGAAAACUAUGAAGUGUUGCUUUUUAUAAAAUGACUAUAAAAGCCUCUGUCACUGCUAUGCUCCUGAGAGCCUAGUCGUGGGCCUUAUGAAAUUUCAGGAGAAUGAGCCUGUAAUUUCAAGAUCUGCCAAGAGCCAAAUUGAGCUGUCUCUUUCAAGUGCCAUUAUGGUUAAAUCAGUUAAGAAACCAGCUUAAAAAUCACCAGCAGGCAAAUCAUUUUCUUGACCCAAAUGGUAACUUAUAUUUAAUUUUUCAGUAUCGCUUUGUAAGGCAGACUGGAAGAAUGAUAAGCUAUUAGUGCGGUGAGCUGAACAGAAGGAAUCGUAGGGUUAGUCGAUUUGCCGCACUCAUUCUGGGGAUAGAAAAAGAAAAAUACACAUCGCACCUUUGCCUUUAGAUUUGCAAUUAGGUUCAUGAAAAAAUAGUCCUGGGUAAUUCACCUUAAAACCCCAAUUUUAAAAAUCAAUCAGCCAGAGAUCUAGAACUUGAAGGUUCAGGAGGCAGUGUUCUCUGACAGUGGAAUCGAAUAUGAGCUCAUGCGCAUUGCCGAAGUGCCCUUUCAAGUACUGUGCUCCCAGAACACUGAAGUAGCUGAAGAGAGGUGACUGUGGUCUUCUAAUGCUAUGGUCGAAGGACGUGAAGUGGUGCUUUAGUUUUAAAAUGCCUUGCUUUGUUUUAGAAAGGUGGUAGUAAUCCGUCUCUGUUCCUGAUUGCUGGGUGGAAUGCAGACCUGAAGUUGCCUGCUGCUCGCUCAACUUGAUUGCUGAGGUUCUUGAAGUUAUUUUCCUGUUACUCUGGAAUCAAGUCUUUUAAAUGACCCCCCCCCCUUUUGCAACUUUAGAACAUGGGCUGCACUCAGGAGAGAAGACCACUGCAAGAAGACGUCUGGGAGACGUCUGCACGAGCG